AUGCCUUCUUCUAUUCAGCCUGUGAUACAAAGAACUGUACAAUUGGCUGGUAAAAGGCUAUCUUCUCCUGAGGCAAAAGGUAGUUUUGACCAAGGCCCAUUGACAUCUGUGGAUUCCUGCUCAAGACAAUCUCCUUUAUCUGGCUCUUCCUCUGUGCCGUCAAUUCCGCUUCCAGAUUUUAGCAAUGCUAAACAAAAGCCUGCUGGAUUAGAUUCAUUGAAUUUGGAAGAAAAGGUUUUUAUCAUUUUUGCUAACAAAAUAGCAUAUUUGGCUGAGUCUUUGAUCGGAUUUUCCUCUGUUGCAGGUGCCAACCCUAUGUUUAGGCAGAGGGCCACUCUUCAAACACAAGGAAAGAUGGCACCAGCCCAUCCACAGGGCCAGUAUCUUACGAAACCAUUUAUUCAAACACCUCCGCUGCCUUCAACUUCACCGAUAGUUUCAUCCUCUCAGCAGGGAACAUCUUGUAAUAUCCAACAGCAUACAUAUGCUGGUAUGCCGGAAAAACAGAAUAAUCAGGUGCGCCAUCAUCCCCAACCUUCACAUCCUUUUCAAGCCCAUCCAUCUGGAUACCCAAUGCAUCCUACUCAAGGGCAAUUAAAUUCUUUAAAUUUCCAACAACAGCAGCAGCAACAGAAGCAACAGAAGCAACAGCGUCAACAGCAGCAGCAGCAAAUGCUACACAUCCAGCACCAGCAGCAUCAAGCCAUGUUAUAUCAACAGCAACAACGAUGGUUUCAACAACACCAGCAAAAUCAACAGUCUCAGUAUUUCUCUCAGCACUUUGCGACCAAUUUACAGUCUUCUCCUUCAAACGAUAUGCAGCAAAUUCGUAAAAUUUCAAUGAAUCAAGUUCCUCAAAAUGGGCUACCUAUCCCUUCUCAGGCUCAACCCCCAUUUCAUGUACCAUUUUUGCAACCUCAACAGCAAUCACAUCUCCAUCCGCAUUACCAACCUCAGAAUUCUUCCAGGAUUGCUCACCCUUUUGCUCACUUGAGCAGCGGCCAACUCCAAACUUUUCCCUCUCGGCAAAAUGGAAAUGGCAACGUAAGAGCCAAUAAUUUGGGAAAUUGUUCAACCCAAUCGGCCAUCACUAGUAAAGACACUAGCAGUGCUGACCAACAACCUAACAGAAUAGCAGGUUCUGCGGAGGAUAUGAUUUUUAUUGACAAUACUCAGAAUAUAUUAACUCCCCAUCCAACGGGUACUUCCGAAAGUUCUUCCCUUAUCGAUAUAUUUCCGCAUUCGUCCUCGGUAUCUCUUUCUGGCACUUGUCAAGGAGGCGAAGAAGCCCAAUUUCAGUCGUCAAGUGUACAGGAACCUUCUUGUUCAAGUACAGCUCCGGGAAUUUCAUUCCAAACUCCAAAUAUCUCUAACGGCAACAGCAUCAAUGAUCAUCACCAACACCAACACCAUCACUUGAACUUCAUGACAUCGAUUGUUGAUGACGAGGCCAUAGGUAAAAUAGAAGAGUCACUGCUUGGAGAUCUAGACAAUCUUUUUUGUUCUUCUGCAAGUGCAGCUAAUACCAUUACAGAAAGCUCCUCUACUUAUUCAUGA
Mitosporidium daphniae is the source of this 1557-nucleotide messenger RNA. RefSeq lists its product as uncharacterized. The record is from RefSeq and is a predicted model, not a curated record. The coding region runs from base 1 to 1557 and encodes 518 amino acids. Lineage: Eukaryota; Fungi; Microsporidia. The transcript is spliced from 2 exons.